Molecule: messenger RNA, 633 nt
Organism: Wickerhamiella sorbophila
Lineage: Eukaryota; Fungi; Ascomycota; Dipodascomycetes; Dipodascales; Trichomonascaceae
Exons: 1
Coding region: 1-633 (210 amino acids)
Source: RefSeq, a predicted model, not a curated record
AUGAGACAUGAGGAUAGAGAGCAUGUCGAGCAAGCAACGGGUGUUUUUGAUCCGGAGCUUGUAAGUUUUGUUAAAAGGGCCCAAAAGUCGAGUCCCCACCUUGAGGAUCUGCUUGAGUCGCCGCAGAGCGCGUGCAUGCUCCUCAAAGGCUUGCAAGCGCUGCUGUGGCAGGACGGCUACGGGGGAACAGAGGAAACAAGCAGACUGGCUUGUAAUAUGGUUAGAGACGUGCUCUACGCUUUGCACCCGGCUUUUCUUGCUAUGGCGACGUCUGUGGCUGUUGCAAGCGAGGGCGAAGAGCUGGUCCGGCUCCGUUUGCUUGUGCCAAUGAUGGAAAAUCUUUUCGACAAGUGCCUUGAGUACGCAGACUUUUUUGAACACGAGUUCGAGUACUUAAGGGUCGUACAGGUUCCUGGUAUCCUGUUGGAAUAUACACUGUUUAGUCGUCCCGAGGUGGACCCUGACGUCUCGAGUUUUGGCGAUAUAGGGGAUCCAUGCGACAAAAUCAACUUUGUGCAGCAGAUGUUCUAUGGAUUUCUUGACAUGAUUGAAAACUAUGCAGACAUACAUCAGCAAGUGGCCGCGUUAUACGCCAAGAUCUCGUGGUCACCUCCAAAUGAGGAGACGGCAUGA